AAUGAGGAUUUUGGCUUGGAUAUUGCUUGACGCCCCGGGUUGGGUUCACUGGCAAACGUCAAGUGAUCGGCAUAUGAAGUGCCACACUUCGAUUAGUACCAAAAUACAUACUUCAUAAUAUUUAAAGCCACUUUAAGCAAAGACUAGAAAGUUUCAGUCAUGGAAAAUCCUCUGUAUAUUUUCAUGAGUAAUUGAAUGUUUAAUGUGUUACCUUUGAAGCGAGAUUUAUCAAGGUGAAUAGAUGAAACAAUAAGCGAUUUAAGAAACAAAAGAUUAUUAUUUAUCGACGCACUACGGUUUGUAAUAAUAAUGUAAUAUGAUCAUAUAUGUUGACACACUGCCCGCUAUGAACAGAGUUUAAACUCAUGAAGUAAAAUGCUGUAGGCAAUCAACACUAACCGACUCGAUACAGUACCAAACAUAUGUAUUCACCUUAAAACUUCAAUCAUACAUAACAAACUACUUCAGCAUGAGGCGAUAUACCUUGUAAUAUGAUAUGAGCACCAUUUCGUUACUUCUUUUCCGCUGCCAAGAAGAGAAAUACAAGCAAUACGAAAGUUGCGUUCAAGCAAACCGCUCAGACCCUCGCGGCCAGUUUAUUGCUAGUCGGAACACUUUUAGGGAUUCCAGCGAGUUUUUAACAGGGCUGAAAUUCGUCUCAUAUAAUUUAGUGGCAGAACAGAUGAUACGUAUUACGGGUACAACGAAUUCAACCCAGCACUUCGGGUGCGUUGGACUACCAGCGCAUAACUUUACGGCAGUCAUUAGAGCAGUCACUUUUGACAAAGCCAUUUCAGAGAAAAUGUCGAUCCGUGAUAGUAAUAAGCCAAAAGUAGAAUUUAGUGACUCGGAUUUUUUUCUAGAGCAACACCAUGCUCGCAGUGGUCUUACUGCUCCUACAAUAUCGAGAAGUGAACGUGGACCAACGAAACUGUCCCUUUUCUUUGCCAGUCUUUGUAUUAUCGACCUAUUCGGAGUGUUCCCGAUCGUUGCUUUGCCAAAAUCUAUUAUCUCCUGUGGACUAUAUGGAGUUCCGCUAGUCCUGUUCGUUAUAACGUUGCAAAUCUAUACGGCUACCAUUCUGGGAAGAUGCUGGACCAUAGCCGAAAAGCUGGACCCUUCGAUUGUGGCGAAGAAUCGGUAUCCAUAUGCUGCAAUCGCGGAGUUCACCUAUGGAAAACGGAUGAGUGUGUUUGUGACUGUGCUCCUGGAUAUGACAGUGUUUGGUGGCGGUAUUCCAAACUUAUUGGUAGCUUCACAAAAUCUGCAGCUGCUGGGGUCAAAAGUAUCAGGCGGGGGAUUCGAGUUUUCCUUCUGCUAUUGGCUCGUGUUGAUAGGACUGUUUCUCUGUCCUAUAAUGUGGCUAGGAAGCCCUAAGAAUAUGCGAGCGUUAGCCAGUGUUUCAGUCAUAGUGUGCAGCAGUGUUGCCGUACUAACGUGGUACUCGAUUGGUCAAGACACUGCUAUCGUUUCAUCAAAUGGUACCAGCUAUGAAGACUUUGUCCCGUUCAACGGCAUCGAGCUCGGUUUGCCGUCAUGGAUUAAACUUUUGAAGGCAUACGGAAUAAUUGCCUUUCAGUUUGAUAUUCAUCCUAUGCUAUUAACGAUCCAAGUCGAUAUGGAUCAAAAACGUUUGAUUGGAAAAGCCGUUUUUCUGGGACUGAUGGCCACCUGCUUCCUGUCUGCCGCGACAACCCUGUUGGCUGCCUACCGAUACGGCAUGAACACUACGAACAAUGUUCUACAGAUUUUACCGAAAAGUUGGUCCCUGUACAUAACAAUAAUGUUAGUAACACUGCAGCUGUGCUUGUCUAGUGCUGUAGGUAAUUCGGCACUCUUUCAGCACAUUGAAGAUGUUCUGGGUGCAUCCAGAGAUUUUACAAUCAAACGCUGUGUCAUUCGUUCGAGUCUGGUUUGGUUGGCUGUGAUAAUAGCGGAAAUUCUUCCCCGGUUUGAUGUCGUUAUGGGCAUCAUUGGAGGAACCCUAACCGGGCCUCUUAUAUUUAUUCUGCCGCCUCUAUUGUACCAAAAGAUGACCGCUUUGGAGGCCACAAGCUAUCGGGAAAUGGAACGACUUAAAAGACGAGACACCGGCGAUGUUGAUAGAAAUUCGCCACUUUUCCACGGUGUAUAUGGAUCGAUUGGACAUACACCGCUAAUCGCUGCCAGAGGAAACUUCUCACCGGGAAAUCGAGUGAGAGAAAGCUUCACGUUUUGCUACCAUCGAAUAAAACGUUGCUGUCGCUUCAUGCGCAGUGAUUGCAUUCUUUCGAUAUGCGUUAUCAUGUUCGGUAUCGGGGCAACACUCAGCUCGACUUACUACAACAUAUUUGACGUGAAGGAUAUUGGACUUAACUUCUGGAAAUCAUGCGCUGCCAAUAUUACUCUGGCAAGUGAUUUAUGAACUCGCUAAUAAACAGUUAUUUUUUAAU
Wyeomyia smithii (pitcher-plant mosquito) is the source of this 2432-nucleotide messenger RNA. RefSeq lists its product as uncharacterized. Bases 497 to 2404 code for a protein of 635 amino acids. The record is from RefSeq and is a predicted model, not a curated record. The transcript is spliced from 2 exons. Lineage: Eukaryota; Metazoa; Arthropoda; Insecta; Diptera; Culicidae.